Molecule: messenger RNA, 3213 nt
Organism: Ctenocephalides felis (cat flea)
Lineage: Eukaryota; Metazoa; Arthropoda; Insecta; Siphonaptera; Pulicidae
Product: inositol hexakisphosphate and diphosphoinositol-pentakisphosphate kinase-like
Exons: 19
Coding region: 1-3114 (1037 amino acids)
Biological process (GO): inositol metabolic process; inositol phosphate biosynthetic process
Cellular component (GO): cytosol
Molecular function (GO): 5-diphosphoinositol pentakisphosphate 1-kinase activity; inositol hexakisphosphate kinase activity; diphosphoinositol pentakisphosphate kinase activity
Source: RefSeq, a predicted model, not a curated record
AUGUGUGUCAAUUUAUAUGAACAAAAGAUUAAGCUUUUGUACGGUCAUUUUUCUGGCAUAAAUCGUAAAGUUCAAAUGAAAUACCAACCUCGUGGACGUCCCAGAGGAUCAAGUUCAGAUGAUGGUAACAGUUCAUCACACACUAACAGCACGACCGGAGAACCUAAAGAACCAUCUCUGGUUCUAAUAUUGAAAUGGGGCGGCGAAUUAACUCCUGCUGGUAGAAUACAGGCAGAAGAGCUUGGACGGAUGUUCCGGUGCAUGUAUCCAGGAGGGCAGAGCAGGCAACUGAACGGUGAAUCCGGUGGAGCUCAAGGUUUAGGACUAUUACGUUUGCAUUCCACAUUCCGGCAUGAUUUGAAGAUAUACGCUUCUGAUGAAGGACGAGUUCAGAUGACCGCAGCUGCUUUUGCGAAAGGUUUACUAGCCCUGGAAGGCGAACUCACACCAAUAUUAGUUCAGAUGGUGAAGAGUGCAAACACAAAUGGUUUAUUGGAUAAUGAUUGUGAUUCUAGUAAAUACCAGAAUAUUGCGAAAUCUCGACUUCAUGAACUAAUGCAGCAGGAUCGAGAGUUCACAGUCGAAGAUCGAAUGCGCAUCAAUCCAGGAAAUGCCUUGAGUAUUAACCAGGCUUUAGAUUUUGUCAAGAAUCCUGUGAAGUGCUGUGCACAUGUUCAGAAGCUUAUACAGCAACUUAUAGAAAUUGUACAACUUAAGAAAGACGAUAUAAAAACCAAAGAUGCAAAUUUAUAUCACGGUGAAACAUGGGAACUAAUGGGUAGAAGAUGGGGCAAAAUUGAAAAAGACUUUUGCCAGAAAAAUAAAACUUUUGAUAUUUCGAAAAUUCCUGAUAUAUAUGACUGCAUUAAAUAUGAUCUACAACAUAAUCAGCACACUCUGCAGUUUGAACAAGCUGAAGAAUUAUAUACCUAUUCAAAAUAUUUGGCAGACAUCGUUAUACCACAGGAAUAUGGAUUAACGAUGCAAGAAAAGCUUACAAUUGGCCAAGGAAUCUGCACACCCUUACUGAAAAAAAUCCGCGCAGAUUUACAAAGAAAUAUAGAAGAAACAGGCGACGAAACUGUUAAUAGACUAAAUCCCAGAUAUAGUCAUGGUGUCUCUAGUCCUGGUCGUCAUGUUAGAACUAGAUUAUACUUCACAAGUGAGAGUCAUGUUCACUCCUUGUUAACUGUACUAAGACAUGGAGGAUUGCUCGAUGUAUUAUGCGACGAGCAGUGGCGUAGAGCAAUGGAAUAUGUAUCAAUGGUUUCUGAAUUAAACUAUAUGGCGCAAAUCGUCGUGAUGCUUUAUGAAGAUCCUACCAAGGAAUUGUUCUCUGAAGAGAGGUUCCAUGUGGAGCUGCACUUUAGCCCUGGUGUAAAUUGUUGUGUUCAGAAAAAUUUACCACCUGGCCCUGGAUUUAGACCACACAGCAGAAAUGAUUCUGUGACUAGUAGGACAACGAGCGGCGAUGAGGAGGCUCCAUCUAGAAUUGAAGAAGAGGCAGAAGUUGCCAUGGAUGAAGAUAAUUCUAAUACUGGAUCGAUAACUACAUCUAAUGCAUCUACAGUUAAGGACGUCAUGAUGGAUGUUGAUUCAACAAGAGCCGAUAUGGCUUUGCACAAGCCAAGAGUACAUACCAUAUCAGAACCAAUUGCUAUUGGGAAUUGUCAUACUGUUAGUGGCCAUGAAGCUUCUGAUCUUGCAAAAUUAUUGAGUGCUGAGCUAUCAAAUCAGCAGCAAAAGCAGCCCCAUGGUUCGAAUCGUGCAAUGAGUCCGGAAUGUGCAAUGCGGGCUAAGAGUUACGACCACCACAGGCAUGAGGAUAAUCCUUUACCACAAAUUCAAGAAGAUGACGUAGCCUUUUCGAGUCCUAUUUAUGACAACAUUCUUGAGUGUAGCAACACCCAGAAAUGUGACGACACAUUCAAAAGCGCUAGUGCUCCUCAAUGUGGUGAUGGCGCUAUGAGCACCAGCGUUUCAGAGUGUGUAAACAUUUCAAAAAUUGGCAACACCAUUACGUUUAAUGAUACAGAAGAUAGAGUUCCUUCAAUUAGUCCUUUACGAGCGCAACGUUCCUUAUCGGAUCCACUAGUCACGCCCUCGCAAUAUCCAUUACCCUCAAAUGUCACUACGAUUAUUCCAAUUUUAAAUCAAGCUACCAACAACAGCAAUAAAGUCCAUGCCUCCUCCUCCCGUCACCAUCAUUCCUACCAUCAUUCGACAAACAAACAUGCGUCACGUUUACAAACGUUAGACGUUACUGGCGAUGCGGCAACGUCGGUCGCUUCGACGUCCCGUCGGUCGCCAAGACGGUCGCAGCGACACAGUAUUGCGGGACAGAUGAGCUACUUCAAGAUGUUAGGUUUCGGUUUCGGCAAGAAAAUGGCCUCCACUGGUGGAACUGCAGCAGCUGCGGGAGGUUUGUUCAGCACAGCUGUGAUUAGCGGAAGUUCGUCGGCGCCAAAUCUGAGAGAUAUGAUUGCUAGUACGGCUUCGCCAUCUGGUUUUGGAGGCGUUCCGCCUAUCCGACCUUUGGAGACUUUACAUAAUGCUUUAUCUUUGCGCCAGUUGGAUAGGUUUCUGCAGCGUGUUACGGGUUCAAAUCAGGCCCCGAGAACGCCAUCGCAAACUGCUUCGGGAACACCAACUUUAGCCGCAUGUACACGUGAUGACCGAGGUGAAAUAUCACCAGGAAAUAACAGUCGAUCAUCAAACUGGAACGGUGCUUCAGGGGCAUCUAGCAUAUGCAGUUCAAUUUGUCCAGCAAGCACAGAAUCUAGUGGCGGACCAUCUUCACCCAAUGGACCUUCCGAUUACUAUUCUAGAGGAAGCAGUGAUUUGUCUGCUAUAAGUAGUGAUGGGUAUAUGGCACUAACUACUGCUCCAUCCAUAUCCGGUUUAUUUCCUGCUGUCGGUGGUGACUUAGGUAACGUAGGACUACGUCUGGAUGGCAAUACCUGUCCAACUCCAGAUGCUCCUCUAGCUGUUGGUGAAGACAGUGGGGAUUUAACACCAGUCUCAACCGGGUCAGAAUGGGAGUUCAAUACAAAUGAUACAACAAUGACUACAGACACAGACAUUCCACUUUCUACUGACCUUAAAAAUGAAUAAUUGAAAUUUUAGAAAAUUGUUGUUUUUUUAGAAAAUGGUGAUUUGUGUAACAAUUUUCAACUGCCAUUUUUAGAUCAGGGUAAUGUACGCUUAUGUUUG